Messenger RNA from Zingiber officinale, 453 nucleotides. RefSeq lists its product as uncharacterized. Lineage: Eukaryota; Viridiplantae; Streptophyta; Magnoliopsida; Zingiberales; Zingiberaceae. The record is from RefSeq and is a predicted model, not a curated record. Bases 1 to 453 code for a protein of 150 amino acids. The transcript has a single exon.
AUGGGAAGGAGAUGGGUGGACGAACUCCCCAGCGUGAUGUCGGUGAUCUGCACGAUCCCCAAAGAAGGAAUGAGAGCAACCCCCUUUCACUUGGUAUACGGAGGCGAAACGGUCCUCCCCGUUGAAGUUGGAGUAGAGUCCGACCGGAUACAUCACUAUGACGAGGAUAACGCCGAGCGGAGACUCCUGGAGCUGGACUUGGUCAACGAGGCAUGGCUUAUGGCUUACCGACAGAGGAUGAGGCAGACCUACAAUCGAAGGGUGAUCCCAAGAUCAUUUCAGGUCGGCGACUUUGUGUGGAAGAAGGUAAAGGUGGUCGGUGAUGUCACCAAGUUGGAAGCUCUAUGGGUCGGACCCUUUAGGAUCGUGGAAAAGCUCCGCUCGGGCACCUACUACCUAGAGGAUGAGGGCGGACGACGAUUAGAAUGUCCGUGGAGCGUGAACCAUCUCUAG